GGGGAGAGGGAAGCAGUUGGUAGCGGCGGGAGGAUUGAGCUGCGGACGGGGAGACAUGGCUGGAGUGUGGCAGCACCCGUUUGUGAACGUCUUUAAACACGUGCGUCUGGAGGAAUGGAAGAAAUCGAGCAAGGAGGGAGAUGUCACCAGCGUCAUGGACAAGACCUUGAAGUGCACCGUAUACAGGGUCCGGGGCUCCAUUCCAGCCGGAAACUACAUCCAGCUGCCCAAAACCAGCUCGCAGUCUCUGGGGCUGACGGGCCGGUACCUGUACGUGCUGUUCAGGCCGCUGCCGGGGAAGCACUUUGUGGUGCACGCUGAUGUCGGUGCGGAGAACGGCCAGAGUAUCCGCAUCUCCUUCUCCAAUCUCUUCAAGGAGUUCAAGUCCACGGCCACUUGGCUGCAGUUCCCCUUUGUCUGCGGCGCAGUAAAGGGGUCUGUGUACGACAGCACGGCGCAGUCCGCACGGCAGGAUCUGGUGGGUCCGGCCCCCUCGGGCUCUCGGUGGACCUGUCUUCUCUUGGACUUAAAGUUCAUCCUGUCUACGUAUCUAAGUCGGAACUACAGCCACCUGAGGAGCAUCAAACUCUGCUCUAACCUUCUGGUGAAGAACCUGGUGACCAGCGAUCUGCUCUUCAACCCCGAGGUGUCCUUCAACGAGGCUCGUCAGGCCAAGAGCCUGUCUCACGGGGUGUCCCCCAUGCCUCGAGAGAUGGCUUUCCCAGUACCCAAAGGAGAGAAGUGGCACGAUCUGUAUGACUUCAUAAGCUUUCCGUCAGACGGCUCCAAACUCCCGUAUGACUCCAUCCAAAAAGGACAGUCCAGCCGAACAGAACCCGGAGCCUCUCGUAGCCCUUCCCGGGAACACUCGCAACCGGUUACCGUCAGCAAACCGGUAAAGGACAGAGUGUCUCUCAUCCAGCAGAUAACGUCGCCCCGUCCGAUGCCCCGACACGUUCCUCUGCGGACAGACUCGAUCCCCGAGCGUUUUCUGUCUUUGCGUUCGAGGACGGAAGAGGAAGAAGAGUCUCUGAGUGAGAGCAACGUGGAGGAUGACGGCGGAGUCCAUGUGUACGCACACAAGGGCCGGAAAGUCACCGUCCACCGGAGCGGCAAACAGUCUGAGCGAGUUUGCACUGAUUCUAACAGACCGCAGGCUUUAUCAGCCAUUCACGGCAACCAGACGCUGCAUCCGGAUCCUAUCCUGACCCUUCGUAAAAUUAUUGGUUUUGGAGGCUGCACUGAACGUUGUGCCCUCUGGACUCACACCGGCUGCUCCGUGGUGUAUCCGUGCCACGCCGUCAUUGUGGUUCUUACGGUGAAGAGUGGCGAGCAGAGGUUUCUCCUGGGUCACACUGAUAAGGUUUCUUCUCUGGCUUUUAACGGCUCCUGUACCCUGCUGGCCUCGGCCCAAACCGGCCCUCUCAGUAUGGUCCGGCUCUGGAACUUUCAGAAGGGGAGCUGUUUGGCGAUGUUCAGAACUCACGCUCACUCCGUCUCCUGCCUCAGUCUCUCGCACAGCGGAUCCGUUUUAUGUGGCGUCGGCAAAGACGGACAUGGGAAAAACCUGGUGGUCGUGUGGAACACCUCGCAGGCCAGCCGCGGUGGGGAGGUUGUCGCCUUGGCCAAAGCUCAUACCGAAGUGGACAUCCACACGAUGAAGAUCACCUUCUUUGACGACACGAGGAUGGUCUCGUGCGGCCGGAGCAAUGUGCGUCUCUGGCGGCUGCGCGGAGGGUCUCUGCGCUCCUGCCCUGUGAACCUCGGGGAGUAUAACCACUUGGAGUUCUCCGAUCUGGCUUUCGAGGUCGGACACAGUCCUGAGAGAGAGAUCGAGGACCGCACGCUCUACGUGUGCAGCCUCAGCGGUCACAUCUUGGAAAUCGACUAUAAGAACAUGUCUCUCAGCAACGUGCGGCGCGUUCAGCCGAGUCAGCAGCGGCACAGCGAGCGCAGGGAGAAGCAGACGCUCCGUUCAGGUCCCGGCAUCGCUGUCAGCAGCCUUAGUAUCUCUGCCACGUUUUAUGCCACUGGCUCUGAGGAUGGCCACCUAAGGCUGUGGCCGUUGGACUUUUCGGGGGUCUUCCUUGAGGCGGAACAUGAAGGUCCGGUGAGCUGCGUUUCCAUCAGCCCCGACGGUCUGCAGGUCCUGUCCUGCACCUCAAGUGGUGAAUUGGGGGUCCUGGAUGUCCCUUCUCGGGGGUACCUCACAUUGAUGCGCUCACACACAGACUCCCUGCUGGCCUUCUCUUACCACCCUAUCCAUGCGCAGCUGGCCACGGUGUCCUCUGACAAUACCAUACGGAUCUGGGACAUGCAUUCCCUGCAGCAGCUUUAUGACUUCACCGCCAGCGGGGAGACUCCUUGUGCCGUGUCUUUCCACCCCGUAUGGCGGGCCCUGGCGUGUGGCUUUAGCACUGGGGUGGUGAGGUUUUUUGACCUGGAGUCCACAGCUCUGCAGGCAGAACACAAGCAACACCGAGGGGCAAUCGUCGGCCUUCUCUUCUCUCCCGACGGGACCCUGAUGUACAGCUCGUGCUCUCUGGGCUCCCUGGCGCUGUACAGCAUCUCGCGUACGGAGCAGCAUGUGGUGCGGGUGCUGGGCAAUGUCGUUUGCAAGGACGCAGACAGGGGCCCCCAGGCCUUGGCCCUCAGCACAGAUGGGCGUCUCCUGGCCUUCGUUGGACCCUCGGAGUACACCGUGACCAUCAUGGACGCCCGUUCGCUGGAUGAGCUUCUGCGCGUAGACGUGAGUAUCCUGGAUCUGGACAGCACUAAGCUGGACUCCGCCGCGGGGCUCGUGUUCAGCCCGCGUCCCCCAAACCACCUGCUGGUGGCAACCACCGGGAACAAGAUCCUUUGGCUGGACUCCAGGACCGGGCGACUCGUGAAAGAAGUAGCCCAGGUCCAGAAGCAGCACUGCUCCUCGCUGGCAGUGAGUCGGGACCUCCGUUACCUGCUCACGGCUGGAGAGAGGGUCAUUAAGGUGUGGGACCACCAGCAGGCCGGAUCCACUCGCCCCCAGGCGUUCAUCGGUCACUCCGAGGCUGUGCGGCGGGUGGAUUUCUCCCCGGACCAGCAGUGCGUGAUCAGCGCCGGAGAUGCCGUUUUUAUUUGGGAUUUUGAAGCUGCUCCUGACCCGGAGGAUCUGGUCACAGACCCCGCUGCGGCUCUUCCUCGCGCCCUCCACUCCAGCGCCGCAGAGAACGGCGCCGAGCAGGGGAGAGACUCCACGUUUAUCGCUAGCGGGAUGCCUCGCCGCGCAGCCCCGCGGCCCUGCGUCUUGUCGCCUCCCCGCCUGGAUAUCAGCCCCGUGAGGAGCGAGGAUCGCGCAGAGGAUGUCGCGUCGGAGUCUGAUGUGGACAGCUUGGAGGCUCGAGCCGCGCAGGAAGAAUCCCGAGUAUGCGAGCCGAGCGAAGCUGCCUCGGUAAAGAGCGACGGACACUCAUCUUUGGUUAUCAUAGAGUGUCAGCCCAACAGGACCAAACUUCCCUGGGUGACAAAGAGCAAGGAAGGAAAAGCAGGACCCCCUCUCCUGAGCCCACCGCGUCCCGAUGCCUACAUUCACUUCAACGCUCGAUUCAAAGCCUCCGGUCCAGCCAAGGGGCUUUGCCAGCCGCCCGUGGGCCAGGAGAUCCUGACGCUGAAAGCUGUGAUUGGUUAUAACGGGAACGGCCGGGGGAACAUGGUGUGGAAUCCGGACACAGGUUUUUUCGCGUACACGUGCGGCUGCGUCAUCGUAGUGGAAGAUCUGCACUCCGGAUCACAGCAGCACUGGCUCGGUCACCCCGAGGAGAUCUCCACCCUGGCGCUUGCCAAUGAUGCCCUGGUCCUGGCUUCUGCCUCUGGCGCAGGCGACGGUUCUUCCCUGUGUCAGAUCCGAAUAUGGGACACUCAGGAUGGUUCGUGCGUAAAGAUCCUGCAGCAUCACGUGGCGGAGGUCCAGGCCAUGAGAUUCUCCCGCGACGACCGCCUGCUCGUUACUGUCGGAGACUACCGCGAUGGCGGGCUCGCUCUGUGGAGCACCGCGUCAUACGAGCUGCUGGCAAACAGCCGCCUGAGCGAGCCGGUCCACGCCACGGCCUUUAAUCCUGCGCAUGCUGGUAGCUUUGCAUGCGUUGGCUCGAGGGGCGUGAGUUUCUGGAGGAUAGACGAGCUGGGAUCUGGUACUCAGUUGAAGGUGUUUAGAGCCACGGUCCCGGAUGACGUUGGCGCCGCAGAACUGACGUCCAUCGCCUAUAAUGCCACCUCGGUGCUGUACGCCGGCUGCAGCACGGGACAAGUGUGCGUGUGGGACGCCCAGACCCACCGGUGCUUCAUGACCUGGGAGGCAGACCAGGGGGAGAUCGGUGUUUUGCGGUGUAAAGGAAACAAGCUGCUGACCGGUAGCAACACGCGGAAAAUACGGCUGUGGUCGGUGGCCGCCGUGCAGGAACUGAGAGACCGAGGAUCUGCGGCCAGCUCCAGCUCAGUCCUCAUGGAGCACGAGAUGACCCUGGACGGCGCCGUCAUCAGCGCGACAUUCGACGAUGCCCUGGACAUGGGAAUCGUGGGCACCACGGCUGGCACUUUGUGGUACAUAAACUGGGUGGAGAACACCAGUAUUCGGCUAAUCAGCGGCCACAGAAACAAGGUGACGGACGUGGCGGUGGGUCCCGGGGAGAAUCAUUGUGCUACGUGCGGGGAGGACGGCAGCGUGCGAGUCUGGUCGCUCCACAGCUUUGAGCUCCUUCUUCAGUUCCAAGUCCUCAACCAGAGCUGCUUGUGUGUGACCUGGAGUCCAGCACCAGUAUCCAGCUUCCUGAAGGACAAGCAACAUAUUGCUGCCGGGUACAGCGACGGGACGAUCCGCAUCUUCAGCGUGUCCAGUACCGAGAUGGAGAUGAAAAUACACCCGCACCCCUGUGCCGUGACCUCCAUCGCCUACUCGGGUACAGGCGAGGUGCUGCUCUCCGGUGGGAAGGACGGUCUGAUCGCCAUCAACAGCCCGCGGACAGGAAUGACCAUACGAGUGCUGAGCGAUCACAAAGGAUCUCCCAUCACGUCCGUGGAAUGCAGCCGCAGGAAGGCGGACGAGCUGGGCCUGGGUGCAGGGGAGCUGUGGCUGGCGGCCAGCGCGGACAGACGCGUUUCCGUGUGGGCGUCCGACUGGGCUAAGGAUAAAUGUGAGCUUCUGGAUUGGCUGACCUUCCCAGCGCCCGACGGCGAUGAUGAGCAGGACUCGGCCGUGCCCAGCCUGGCAGCUUUUUGCCCGUGGCUGCCUGGCACAGUAGUCUAUACCGGAUUCGGCAUCGACAAGGAAGUCCUCUUCUACGGUCUGGUCCAGAAACAGGUGGUGUUGAAGAUUCCGCUCUCCCAUUUUGCGACGUCUCUCGCCCUCUCUCCUGCCUCGUCACACUUGGCCCUCGGCAGCAAUGAGCGUGUCCUGCGCGUCGUGGACUCCUCCGCGGGGACCCAGCAGGACUUCGCGAGCCACGAUGACCGCGUACAUCUCUGCCGAGUAUCUCCUUCAGGGAAGCUCCUCUUCUCAGCCUCCUAUAACCAAGUCCUGGUUUGGGACAUUCAGAACUCCUGAAGCUGCGCAUGCUCGGGGCACCCAGAUGAUUGGAGUGUCCGUGGCUCGCGGGGUACAGCUCCGCACCUCCCGAACCCUCAACAUGCCGACAGCUGCUGGGGACUCUUGGCCGGCUGUGCUUCUUGGGAGUAGUAGUCCCCAGCCACUCUGUGUCCCCCUGCCUUUGUGUAAAUAUAUUAUUUAUGUGUUCGGCUCGAUGUAUUUAUCUUUUUAAUGAUUGUGAUCACCAGUUACAGUUUCCAUAAAUCCAAAUAUAUUUUAAUGGUUUCUUUUGUAAUAUGUUGUUUUUAAUAAAGUUUUAACUUGUUUAAAUCCG
Molecule: messenger RNA, 5891 nt
Organism: Spea bombifrons (plains spadefoot toad)
Lineage: Eukaryota; Metazoa; Chordata; Amphibia; Anura; Pelobatidae
Gene: WDR90
Product: WD repeat domain 90
Exons: 43
Coding region: 56-5575 (1839 amino acids)
Cellular component (GO): centriole
Molecular function (GO): protein binding
Source: RefSeq, a predicted model, not a curated record